AUUUUGUCAUUAUUUCGAGACUUCUUCUAAGGAGUAGCGUAAUCGUCCUUUUUUUUAUCAAGUUACUGUUUUGAUCGGUUUUCGUAAGCAACUAACUAGCAUAUUAUUAUUUCUAUGGUAUGACAGAGAACUAGUCUAACACCAGUCUUGCCUCGUGGAUAAAAUAAGGAAAUGAAGAGACAGGGGACCCAUCUACCGUUGCCUUAUCCCACCAUAUAAGAUGCCGGCCUACAUGGCCUUCCUGGCAUUCCUUGCUUUGCUUCUGUACCUCUUGGUACGACUCCUCAACUGCCACAGCACACCCGACAAGCCAAGUCUAUUCCAUGGAGAGUCAACAUUGGUUGCAAAAAUUCUAGAACAGUGUCCUAUAUUGUACCAGUGCUACGAUCCUCCGUCACUGUGGGGGCGGAGUGGCCACCUCCAAACUGCCAUGUACAGUCUGCUAGGCCGUGUCAACUCUCCUUUUCCACGCGGGGAAAGGAGAAGCGUGCUCAUGCACGAUGGUGCGACACUCAGCUUCGAUGUGUUUCAACCACUGGCCAGCCACAAGAACGAGGGAGAUUACACUCUUAUAGUUGUACCUGGGCUCGGUAAUUCCAGCGAGAGCGUAUACAUCCGCACGCUGAUAAACUACAUGCAGAAUCUUGGUUAUCGUGUGGCUGUUCUCAACCAUCAGGGAGCACUUAAGACAGAAAAAAUCACUGCACCUAGACUCUUUACAUAUGGAGGCACGGAAGACCUGGCUCUGAUGGUGCAGACUGUGCUCACGCUGUUCCCCAGCACGACACUGAUCGGUGUCGGGUUCAGUAUGGGCGGAAACAUUCUUUGCAAGUACCUGGGCGAAGACAGCAAGCACUGCCGGCGCUUUCUCUGCGCUGUCUCCGCAUGCCAGGGUUACGACGCCGUCAGGGCCCUCGGUCUGCUAAUGCGCUGGGACAACUUUCGACGCGCCUACAUCUGGCUAAUGACAGAGAACAUGAAGCGCAUAGUCCGGCGCCAUCAGGACGUGCUCUGCACCAUCGACUGUAACCACGGCGACAAGCCGUCGUCGUCGCGCGUCGAUCUUCAGCAGACGCUGGCUUCGACCUCCCUCAUCGGCUUUGACGAAUACUUCACCAGGCGUGCGGCGGGUUAUGACAGCCUAAUAGACUACUACAGGGACCACAGCAGCGCAAGAGUCAUCAAUAAUAUAAAAAUCCCAAUGAUGUUGGUGAAUGCUAAAGAUGAUCCUAUUGUACCGUCCGAGCUGCUCAGUUGUGCAUAUGAAUACGUGGAACAAAAUGAAAAUGCUCUGUUUGUUCUUGCUAAGCAUGGUGGCCAUCUUGGCUUUUUCGAAGGAAACCUUCUAUAUCCGGACCCAAUUACAUGGAUAGACAAGCUGGUCGCACAGUACUGUGAUGCUGUAAUCGACCUAAAAAAAAUAGACAAAAGUCGGUCUUCCAGCAUUAUUCUGCAGCGCUGAAGAAUAAACAAUUGUGUCAACUGUCGAACAUAAGGAUGGUCGUAUCUAAUUUAUUAAAUCGGUUUGUACUAGAUAAAAGAUUAUGCACAAGUCUUCGUGAUUAUGGUUACCAUACUAUAGUAUGCUCUGUAUGCAUCACAGAUACAUUCAGACUAAUUAAUUUAAAACACUUGAGCAAAAUGUGUAAAACCAUGAACAUAUAUCUAUCUAUCCAUCCAUCCAUCCAUUCAUGUAUCCAGCCAUUCUUUCAGCCACCCAUCAUGCCAUCCGUCCAUCUAUAUGUGUGUGUGUGUAUAUGUAUAUUAUGUCCAUACAUAUGUUCAUGGUAUUACUAUCUUUGUUAAGAUACUACAGGCAGAACAAUCAUUAAUUUGCAUGCCAUGCAGUCUUAAAUAAUAGAACAACCAAAUGACCCUAGCUAGGCGUCAUCACUGUUGGAACGUAGCUACGGGCAUGGUAAGCCAUACUUGGCAUGCUAAAUUUUCAGAGUGCUAUAAAAUGAUUUGCUAUUAGUAUUAGUCCGUUUGCUUGACAUUAUUCUUUAGUGAAUAGCUGUGAUUUAGUGGUGCAGCUGCGUCUCCUUCAACCUUGUAAUUCUGGUUGGAAUGAGACUGGCCAGAUAAAGUUAUUAUUAUCAGUGCUUAUUACAAUAUCCCAUAGGAAAAGAAUCAUUGUGCUAAAAUAAAUUUUUGGUAUUUGAAUUCUACAUGCCCAGUAAAUUGACACUGCUGUGUGUAAGUAUUUUUGUAGUCGUUAUUCUUAAAAUUAUUUUAAUUACAGUCAUAGUUGUAUGUGAUAUUAUAGCAACCUAUUCCAUUGUCCUCAUUGACAGUACUGCAAUGUGUUUGUGGGACAACGUGAAGGGUAGGCCUAUGUGGUGGCCUGAUGAUCCUGCAUCAUGCUUGAGACACAAAGAUCCCCAAAAUGUUACCUUUUGUUGCCUACAUAUAAUCAGGAGAUUGUAUUGAUAGACUCCUGAUAUAAUAAUAUCAAAAGCCUGUUAACAUUAUCUGAAUGGGCUUUUGAUAAUAUCAUGGUUAUGUGAGCAUAUCAUCAUCUGCAAGAUCUUGUGUGUUUGUGUGGAUAUUUACAUGUCUAUGGAACAGUGCGACUAGUGUGAUUAUGUGGUAUUCCCGCGUAGGGUCAUGUGUAUGAAAGAUACUGUGAACGUAUCCAUAUAAUAUAUAGUCAUGCUCAUUCUACAUGUAGAAUAUAGAUAUGUUCAUGAAGAAACCUCAUAGGGUUUAUAGAAGUUGUUCGGUCCAGACAAUAGCAGCUUUGUAAACCAUAAUAGUAACGCAUGUAUCAUUGCACAUGUUUGAAGCCAUCUACUUCUAAGUUGUCAAUCCCUACAUCGGUUUAGUUUUAUAUUUACAAAUUUGCUUUGUAGUAUUUUGCGUGUGCAGUCAAUGAAGGAACUAUUUUGUGAUAUGAAUUUAUAGGCCAGUGUAAUGUUAACAGUUAUGUGUUACUUUUUGUUGUUGGCUUCUUCAAGGAAAACGUGCUACGCACUUUUGUAUCGCCUCACAUUUAACAGCUUUCUGUUCAAAACUUCUACAAGAAAGGAUAUUUUUCUAUCUAAAUGCGUUUUUCGUUCGUAUAGUAUGUGUUGGUUCUAGAAGGACGGUAGGUGCUUUCGCAUACCCAAGCAUACCUCCAUUGCUGAAAUGAUAGAUUUCUAAAAUGAAUUCUAAUCUCUUAUGUGGUAUUUUUAAUAUUCAUCAGAUAUUACCUACUGUAUAAUUAUAUAUUUUACAACGGUGUGACCCUUUGGCUGCAAUCGUCUGUGUGCCGUGUUAACACAUAUUUUGCCAAUAUGCUGAUUUAGUGAAAAUAUAGUUGGUUUUAUUACAAUAUUUCUUUAUUAUAAAGAAUAUAUACUUUUUCAUAGAAAACUAUUAUUUUUAGGAGACUGUAUUUUUGAUUGUGACGAAAUACUGCGUUACUUGAUAGCUUUGAUUAUAUUGCUCAAAGAUGUCUGUCAUUUUGAUUUAGUGGUUCCAGUCAGUCAGCCAUGUUUGAGUGCAUGUGUUGCGGUAUUGACGUGGAACCAAUCGUUGACAAUUUACCUAUCUGCCUGGCCUGAUUGACAGGCACCUCCAGCCAAUCAUUGUUGCAAUGUUGGAGUUUUGAAAAUGCUGCUCAGUAACAAAGUGCUGCAAAGUCGACAUUUUGUCGUGCACGUGUGAUGAACGUGUAUAAAUUGGUCUAGCUCCAGUUGAAAUAGCAUGAAUAGCCAAGGCUUGUCAUUGUUCGCUCAGAGGGAUAGAUAAGUGAGCUUGCCAGGGAAAAAUGCCGUCAAUUUUUUGAAGUUUCGUUUCGUUUGAUUGUCCCUGCUGCAUGUCUGCUUGUGCCCGAGUAAGUUAUACCUGUAAUCGACUGUAGAAUAUGUUAUGAUAGUGAAAUAUUGUGAAUAAAUUUGUCAUUGUGAAGUGAUGGAUAUUUA
Messenger RNA from Priapulus caudatus, 3908 nucleotides. Its product is annotated as abhydrolase domain-containing protein 2-like. Bases 221 to 1462 code for a protein of 413 amino acids. The record is from RefSeq and is a predicted model, not a curated record. Gene Ontology annotation, biological process: sperm capacitation; medium-chain fatty acid biosynthetic process; steroid hormone receptor signaling pathway. Gene Ontology annotation, molecular function: acetylesterase activity; monoacylglycerol lipase activity. NCBI's taxonomy places the organism in Eukaryota, Metazoa, Priapulida, Priapulimorpha, Priapulimorphida, Priapulidae. Gene Ontology annotation, cellular component: sperm flagellum; sperm plasma membrane. The transcript is spliced from 9 exons.